This is a messenger RNA of Leucoraja erinaceus (little skate), 567 nucleotides long. RefSeq names its product major histocompatibility complex class I-related gene protein-like. Bases 73 to 534 code for a protein of 153 amino acids. The record is from RefSeq and is a predicted model, not a curated record. The transcript is spliced from 4 exons. NCBI's taxonomy places the organism in Eukaryota, Metazoa, Chordata, Chondrichthyes, Rajiformes, Rajidae. Gene Ontology annotation, biological process: immune response. Gene Ontology annotation, cellular component: external side of plasma membrane.
AUCACCUCAAGGCGUCCAAAUGCACAGGGACAUCCCUUGGUCCUGACCUGCAGAGUGGAUGGGUUUUACCCGAUGGACAUCAACACCACCUGGCUGCGGAACGGCAAAGACAUCGACCAAGAGGUGCUGAGGAGCAACAUUCUGCCCAACUUUGACGGGACGUUCCAGAUGAGACUACAGCUUAGUGUUGACCCCAGUGGAAUCGGCGACACCUAUUCCUGCCACAUCACACACACGAGCGUGCCUGACAACCUGACUGCAGUUUGGGUUCACCAGAAUCAAAACGGACCAGUCUAUGGAUAUGUGGUUGGAAUAAUGGCUGGAUUAGUCGGUAUUCUGAUUGCUCUAUCUGGAGGAGUCAUGAGAUGGAAAGUGAACCAGAGCCGAGACUCGCAACUUGGGCCGAUCCAGAGCCAACUCAUGACCCUUCCAGAUAUGCCUUCAGGUGUCAGUGCAGUGCGUGAAGACACCCAACUUUGUGAAGACGUCACAUCUUUGCCGAGCCCCGUCUCUGUAAAUGUGUCAGAAGUUUAAAAACGAAUCGCCCAAUAAAAUCCGGCGACCAGC